UUCAACUACGGGUGGUGACGUCAUUUCAACAUGGCAGCUUUCGGUGUAACGCGGUGUUUAUGGAGGUCUUACUGUUGUGUUAAAGUCGUGGAUCAAAAUGCGCACAUGCUUCUGCGGGUUACAAGAAGAUUGCUGUGUGUGUCAGCACCAGACAGCAGUUCAACAAAUGUCCCUAGAACUCAAUUUACAGAUCCAGAGGUUCAAGAUAUUCUGACCAAAAUCACAGGUUUGGAUCUGCAGAAAGUCUUCCGGCCCUUGAAACAGCAGCUAAAGCCGCCUAAAUACAAACUUAUGACAGAUGCUGAAUUAGAGGAGGCAGUGCAAAAAGCACAAGGGGAGGCGAAACUGUUGCUCAAGAUGCCUCCGGUCCUGCCUGAGCGAAAGCCCAUAAGCGAUGUGAUUUCUGAAGAUCAGAUACUGGAGGGCAUGGAUACUGCCAAAUAUGUUUUCACCGACAUCAACUUUAACAUCCCACAUCGAGAGCGCUUCAUUGUCGUGAGAGAGCCCGGAGGAACACUGAGAAAAGCAUCGUGGGAAGAACGAGACAGGAUCAUACAAGUUUAUUUCCCCAAAGAGGGUCGCAAACUUUCGCCUCUACCCAUCUUUAAAGAAGAGAAUCUCAAGAUGCUCUUUGAACAGGAUCGACACGAGGACGUCCUAAACUAUUGCAUUGUCCAGUUUGAGCCAGACUCUGCAGAAUUUAUACGGGUGCACACGUUGACUUAUGAGGACAUUGAAAAGCAUGGGAAAUACGAUAUCUUAAGAUCCACCCGGCUCUUCGGAGGUUUGACCUGGCAUCUGGUCAACGGCCAGCGAAUCGAUGGCCUUCUUGUGGACAUGCUGCAGAGAGACCUAAUGCAAGAUGCAGUGGGGUUGGUGUGUUUGUUUAAUUUGGUUCAUCCUCAGAGCGAAUCUGCACGUCACGCCCAAACACAACAGGCUACUGACCUGGACCUUCUCAAGAUUUAUGCCGAGUAUGAGUCACAUCGAGCUGGAUUCAUCGAGCUGGCUGUGCAAACGUAUAAGCAGACCAAAGCUCUGAGCACUUCAUAAACACAGAAAUUAAACAGAUAAAACUUUUCUCAAGAAUAGUCAUCACUUAUGGAAGUAUAUACAAAUGUAGUACCAAAUGUUGUCAAGCUAUAAAACAUGGUCUGUUUUUGUACAUAAUAAAUAAAUCUUUAUAAAAAUAUCGUAACAUUCUUUUU
This is a messenger RNA of Triplophysa rosa, 1208 nucleotides long. It is a transcript of the gene mrps22, whose product is annotated as mitochondrial ribosomal protein S22. Gene Ontology annotation, molecular function: structural constituent of ribosome. The record is from RefSeq and is a predicted model, not a curated record. Bases 31 to 1053 code for a protein of 340 amino acids. The transcript is spliced from 8 exons. Gene Ontology annotation, cellular component: mitochondrial small ribosomal subunit. Lineage: Eukaryota; Metazoa; Chordata; Actinopteri; Cypriniformes; Nemacheilidae.